Prinia subflava (tawny-flanked prinia) is the source of this 1540-nucleotide messenger RNA. It is a transcript of the gene CCL19, whose product is annotated as C-C motif chemokine ligand 19. The coding region runs from base 409 to 708 and encodes 99 amino acids. Gene Ontology annotation, molecular function: chemokine activity. Gene Ontology annotation, biological process: immune response. The transcript is spliced from 4 exons. The record is from RefSeq and is a predicted model, not a curated record. Gene Ontology annotation, cellular component: extracellular region. NCBI's taxonomy places the organism in Eukaryota, Metazoa, Chordata, Aves, Passeriformes, Cisticolidae.
AGAGACCGGGAAAUGUGUGGGGUGAGAGCCCCCCAGGUGCCACCCCCGGGCCCUGGGGUGCUUUCACAAGGUAAAGGAACCCUUGAGCUGCCUGGUCCUGACCAGCAACACCUAUGGCCUGAGUGCUGGCAGAGAGGGCAAGAGUAUGUUUGGCUAUGGGAUCACAGAACAGCUGGCUGCAGGGAAAGCAUCUGCUGGGAUAUUGGAGCUGCUCGAGAUUAAAAUCCAGCCUGUUGUAAGACUUUUUACAACCUCACAGCCUCUAAAAGAAAGUGAAAGCCAUGGGCUGGAGCUAUAUAAGCAGUGGGGAGCAGCAGCAGCAGGGCACAGGGAAGCUGUGCAGAGCUCACCUCUCCUGCCUGGAGCUCCAUCGCCUACAGCCCAUCCUCUGCCAGACUCAGCAGCAAAAUGCAGCAGCUGUAUCUUCUCUGCCUCAGUCUCCUGUUGCAGGGACAUAUCCUGAAUGUGCACGGUGGGAACAACGUCCUCGACUGCUGCCUGCGGACAAGCGAGACGCCCAUCCCGCGGUGGAUCGUGCAGGAUUACCGCCUGCAGCUGGUACAGGACGGCUGUGACAUCCCUGCUGCCGUAUUCAUCACCACAAAGGGCAAGCGCCUCUGUGCACCCCUCCAUUCCCCAUGGGUGAUUCGUCUCCAAGAGAGGCUGAAUGCCAGCUCUGUCAAGAGGGGCAAACCCCAGGGCAAGUAGGUCCUGAAGAAGCCAUGGCUGGUCCCAAUAGCUGGAGGGGACCACCUCCCAUCUGUGAAUUUGAUGCUAGUGAAGCCAGCCUGCUUCCACCUCCAGCCUCAGGGCUGACCCUCCUUGAGACUCAUGCCAGCGUAUGGGGCUGGGCAGAGCCCUGUCUGUUCUGUCUCUUUCCCUCUGCCUCCAAUGUGACCCGGCAGGCUGUCAGGCUGAGCCAGGGGCUGCUGGACUCCAUCACCUUUGCAGCCUGGAAGCUGUUUGAUAGACUGAUUUGCGAGGUGAGCUGGGGAGCCUCAGACUUCCCAUCAGCACAGCAGCUGUGACCUCCACCUCUAGUCCCAUCUCUUUGGUUUCCACUGUUAGCCCCAACCUAGAGUUCUUCUAUGUCCCUGGGAAGGGCUGCAAGCAUAGAACAGUGUGGGGAUGGAGGGGAGUGAUGGAGAUGUUCCACAGUGGCCAUACAUUGUGCUGAUCCUUGCCAAGCACAACCCAGAUGCCCUCAGAAAAUGUGUGGCUGAAGUGGUUCCACUCUCACUCCUGAUUUCCCUUCACCAUUUCCCACCUGCCCUUCUUUGCAAGAGUAGAAACACAGCCACAAGUGCAGAGCAGGCAGAGAUGUGGCUCCUAGCCCCUGCUCUCCUCUGGGACAUUGCACCCUUUCUCAGUCCCCCAGCCUGACACCACUGUCCAGCCCUGCGCCGUGCCCACGCCUGGAGCUCAUGCUGCUCUCAGGUUAUUUGCUGCUAGAUCUGUUCAUUGCAACAAUUCCAUGUGUAUGCCUCUUCCUUACUUUCUUUUGUUUUAUUAUGCUGGGGUUUUGUUAAAUAAAAAGAAA